This is a messenger RNA of Doryrhamphus excisus (bluestripe pipefish), 2469 nucleotides long. It is a transcript of the gene ubac1, whose product is annotated as UBA domain containing 1. The record is from RefSeq and is a predicted model, not a curated record. Gene Ontology annotation, molecular function: protein binding. Gene Ontology annotation, cellular component: ubiquitin ligase complex. NCBI's taxonomy places the organism in Eukaryota, Metazoa, Chordata, Actinopteri, Syngnathiformes, Syngnathidae.
UUGAAGUUCAAAGGUCAACCGUGACAGUAAAAAUAGAGUGCUCUCUGGCUGGCCGUUCGCUGCAUUACUGCGGGAAAUUAAGCACCUGGCGGGCGCGGAGCAAGCUUAUCGGCCGCCGCCCUCACAGAAGACGGAUAAAACGUCCCUAAAAUGGCCCUCAGCUAAUCGGCGGCCGUGCUGGCUGGGUUUUUUUGGACACACAACAACGGCUAGCUUGGAGAGGAGGGGGGGGGGCUAACGCUAGCGAGGAGCUCAUAGCAACCGCUGCUAGCUAACGUCAGGCUGCUAACAUCUUGUCUGUUGGUCGAGAUGUUCGUCCAGGAGGAGAAAAUCUUUGCGGGUAAAGUGUUGAAAAUACAUAUCUGCACCAUGGACGGCGUCGAGUGGCUGGAGGAGAUUCCGGAAGACACCACCGUGGAGAAACUGAAGGAGAAGUGCUUGAAACAUUGUGUUCACGGAAACCUGGAAGACCCCAAGACGCUGACCCACCAUAAACUCAUCCAUGCUGCUACAGAGCGGGUGCUCAGCGACACGAAAACAGUCGCAGAUGAAAGUCUGAAAGACAAAGAUGUUCUGCUGCUUAUCAAGAAAAGGCCGCCGCCCACGCCUCCCAAGAUGGCAGAAGUGAGCGCGGAUGAAAAGAAGAAACAGGACAACAAGGCGCCGGACAAGGACGCCAUCAUGAAGGCCACCGCCAACCUCAGCACUCGCCACUCGGACCGCACUGUGACGCAGCACAACAUCAGAGACUUCCAAACGGAGCUCAGGAAAAUCCUGGUGUCCCUCAUAGAAGUUGCCCAGAAGCUUCUGGCCCUCAACCCCGAUGCUGUGGAGCUUUUCAAAAAGGCCAACGACAUGCUGGACGAGGAUGAUGAGGAUCGCGUGGACGACACGGCCCUCCAGCAGCUCACCGAGAUGGGUUUCCCCGAGAGCAGAGCCGUCAAAGCCCUCCGACUAAACCACAUGUCGGUGACACAAGCGAUGGAAUGGCUGAUUGAGCACAUGGACGACCCCUCGGUGGACACGCCUCUACCCGGUCAGGACCUUUCCGCCGCAGCCGGAGCCUCCGCCUCAGCCGCCGCCCACGCAGCCUCAGCCGCGGCCACGCCAGGCUCAUCUUACUCAAACUCGUCCAGAAGCUCCUCCUCCACGCUCCGUCGCACCUUGUCGUCCUCGGAUGAGAGCAGCAGACAAGACGAGCUGACGGAGAUCUUCAAGAGGAUUCGCAGGAAAAGGGAAUUCAGGCCCGACUCCAGAGCGGUGUUUGCACUCAUGGAGAUGGGCUUCGAGGAAAAGCAGGUGAUUGACGCGCUCAAAGUCAACAACAACCAGCAGGACGCUGCGUGUGAGUGGCUGCUGGGGGACAAGAAGCCGUCCCCAGAGGACCUGGACAAAGGCAUUGACACCAACAGUCCGCUGUUCCAGGCCAUCCUGGAGAACCCUGUGGUCCAGCUGGGCUUGACCAACCCCAAGACUCUGCUGGCGUUUGAAGACAUGCUGGAGAACCCCCUCAACAGCACCCAGUGGAUGAACGACCCCGAGACCGGCCCCGUCAUGCUCCAGAUAUCCAGAAUCUUCCAGACUCUCAAUCGCACAUAGAGGCCAUUCUCCUACUCCUCUUCCUCCCCCUCCUCCUCCUCCUCCGUCUCCGUGAUGUGUGACUGUGGCAGCUGUGUGCAUGUGUGAGACACAAGUAUUGUUGAUGCCAGAGAUGUUCUACCAAUACAUGAAAUAUUUAUAGAGAAACAAAUGUAUACAGAGCAAAUUUAACAUUAUUAUUAUUAUUAUUCUGAUUAUGAUUACAGCAGCAAUGAUACAGAGUUCUAUUUGCUAGUUUGUUUUUACAAUUUAACGAGGACAGUUCUCGUCUUUUACAACAUUUUGCCACCUUCAACCACGGACACAAACCUUCAAUGUUUACGCCACACGUUUGUUGCAAUACGUCGUCAUGUCCUUUUAAUGUCUUGGGUCGCCGCCGGACGCUACCGUCCAUCACUGUACGCCAACAUUCAGCACAAAUAUUCUUUCUGGAGAUAAUCACGAGCUGGACACACUUCUGCUGACCGAAUGGAUGAGUUCAUGGCGUUCUUGGUGUUGACGGUUUCCUUUGACGCCAGUGAACUUUAUUGACUUAGUACGAACCAAAAUGUCUUCUCUCAAAUACGUGUUUGUGUGCAAUAGCAAGCAAGGGUUGACCUUUAAAGAUGAAAGGGUGUAUAAAUGCUAUAUUAUUAUCCCAAUGUUAUGACUGAGGGGGGGCUUGUGUGUGCGUGCAUGCGUGCGUGCGUGUUUCUGCCAAGCUUUGAGGGUUUUAUGAUCUCUAUUUAAAACAAUGUGGUAUUGAUGUGUUUUUCUGCUCAGGGAGGCUGAGGUUGUGUGUUUUCUUUUUCCUGCUUCCUGAAACAAAUGGCUUUAAAGAGUUUGUCUAGAAGUGUUUUGGGUUUUUUUUUGUUUUUUUUUUUUGAAUUA